Messenger RNA from Cylicocyclus nassatus, 3486 nucleotides. The record is from the annotation of a GenBank genome assembly. Lineage: Eukaryota; Metazoa; Nematoda; Chromadorea; Rhabditida; Strongylidae.
AUGGGCACAGGCAAUUUGUCGCAGAAGUUAGCAGAGUCAUUAAAUCAAACCUUCAUGGAGCUUUGUAAAGCCAACAUUUCUGAUUUUGCCUACAAUUGGUUUCAAGGGAGACUACCGCACACAAGAGAAGCUUCCAAGUAUCGCUACAAAGGACUAUGCCCAUGUCCGUGUGCGAAAAUGUGUAACGGCAGCGCGGAUUUUUCCUAUGUGGGCAAAUGUAAGGAGAUUAAUGUAUCUAACAGCUACUUCUUCACCCUUGCACCCGAGACAACAACGACAACUCUCGGUACAACAAAAACAGUUACUCCUGUACUGGAUGUCGCACGAAAUUGCAGCAAGUAUAGAAUCCACACACCUCCAGUGAAUAUGUCAGAUAUCAAAUGUUUUGAAUUCAACAGCAGUUGGCUCGACAACCUUACCGAUAUUUCCACGAGAAAUAAGGCGUUACAGUUUUGCGAUGGCGAUAUCAAUUGUUGGACCUACAACAAUUUGAUGAAAUUUGUCAGACUUCGCAAACUUUUCCACGCAAUAUGGAAUGACCCCCGCGAUUUAUGUCCCUGCAGUAAUAUGAGUAAGUGCCGUGGCCAAUUUAGUCCAAAAUCAUGCACUCCUGAUUUCAAGCUCGAAAUAAUGCUAGCUCGCGAUAGUGUUAGCCGUGAAACUUUUAACAUAACAUUACCAACAGAAUGCAAAGAGAACGAGCCACCCUCGUCGGAACUAUUGGAGCAAACUUGCUACAGUUUCCUUAAGCUUGAUCGUUACGCGACGCCGACUGCUAAUUUCAGCACAUUUUGCCCUGGUAGUAGUAUAAAUUGCUGGGUGUACAAGGAUUUAAUGGAAAGCAUUCAUCUCCAAAAAUUAGCAAACAUGACAGUGCCUUACCAAGGUCUUUGUCUGUGUAAGGAUAUUAGCAUAUGUAAAAAUUCCAAGUCAUACUUCAACGAAACGUCUUGUUCCCAGGAGUAUCUACUAAGGAUUGCAGAGCCUUUGGAAAAGUCAGGCUAUACAGUAUUCACAGAACCUCCUCACAACACUACCGCACAAACUACAAUUGACCAAGUAAAGAAUGCUACUACUACAACGCAAAAGGACUUUACAUAUUCAAGAACAGAAACACUAACUAAGGCAGAAAUUUCCAGUGUUUCAUCGCUUUCCAGUAAAGGGAUGCAGACCUCCACACUUACCUCUUCACCUAGGAAAGAAAGCGACAGUGCUUCUCUUGGAACUACCGUCAUGACCACAUCACUUUCCAGUAAAAGGAUACAGACCUCCACACUUGUUUCCUCACCUGGGAAAGAAAGCGACAGUACUUUUCUCAAAAUCACCGUCAUGACGACUUCUCAUUCUGAAGCAUCGAGUGCGUCUGACGGCGAAGCUGAGCAACCGACGUUGAUCGAGUACGAUAUUGUAAAUACAAAAUCUAUCCAGCCAUCUUUUGUCACCACUGGUUCGGAUGAUGAGUCUGAAUCAAGCGUAGUCACUCCUGCACCUCGCACUUCAGUAGCUUCUAAAGAAAGAACACCCACCACAUCUUUUGUGACUACAAAUUCUGUCCAGCCAUCUCCUGCCACCACUUUGCCAACUGUCGGAUCUGAAUCAAAUGAAGUCACUCAUACAUCUCGCACUUUAGUAGUUUCUGAAGAAGAGAUAAACACCACAUUUUCCUGUUUCCGGGGACCACAAACUGAUGAUUCUAAGAGUAUACCUACAAAGCAGGCUACGGCAUCUUCAAUGCAAUCAAGUGGUACGAGUGGCACGGAGAAGUCCAGCAGUAAUCCUUUGCCCACGACAAGCUCUGAUAGUACAUCUUUGGGUGCACAAAACAGGUCAGCAAGCGAUGUUCCAGACAUUAAUGCUAGCUCUACUUUCAACCAUGCAAACCUGAGCACCGCAACUUUCAGAGUUUCAGAGAAGGGAAGAGAUCUUACGAGCGCACCGACAGAUUCGGAUACAAGUAAGAAAGCCCGAAAUACUGUCGUGAUGGCAAUCUCAGAUAAAGCCAGCCUCGGCAUGACCAAAGGAACGGAUUUGAUUUCGAUUACAACUCAGCUUGACGAUCAUAACAUCUACAACAAUACAGCCAUCAUUUCUACGACCGUUGGUACUUCUGAUGAAUUAUCUAAUUCCUAUGAGACGUCACCCGAAAAGCUCGCAAAAACGAAAGGAAUGUUUGCUGCAGAGACGACCACACCAGUCAAUACUUCCUCACUUUCUCAUUCUGCUGUCGUCGGCUCUUCUGAUGCAUUUGCCAUGACGAUAACCAGUGACUCCACGAACGAAGACACGCUUGAAGCAUCGACAGUGCCAGCCAUACAAGGUGAGCCAUCAUUAGAACUUUCCAGUCAACCCAUUUCCGAAGAUGCCGAGCCUUUCACGUCCAACAGGCACCCAACAAAAUAUUUGACAGAGCCAGCCACAACUGCAAACGGAGUUGGAAGUUCCAACCACUCAACAAAAGAUUCAACACCUCACUCCACUUUUGUUUCCCUCAAUUUAUCUGAAAUAUUGGGAUAUCCGUCAGUCAUACAAAAAGUUUCCACUACAGACAGAAAGGCUAGAUUUGACUUCAGCUUUAACGCGAAAGAAAAAUCGACAUCCACGCAGAAGAUUUCUUCAAAGUUUCGAGUAACACUAUCUGAUAUUUUGACGACGAGAAAUGGCCACAGCACACCGAUGAAACCGACGUCUAUGUAUAGAAAGUCUCCAAACACCGGUCAUAUUACUUUAUUCAAAAUCUUGACGAGAUCUCCCAUAAUAACGCCAUCCAGCGCUGGCAACCUUGCUUCACAGGAGAUUACAUCAUACAGCGAAUCAAAUCCGAGAUUUGAGACUUCAGCUAAAGUGCGUGUGGACUUGAGUACGAACUUCGAAUCAAUGGCGAGUUCAGCGCAUUCGGCUAUAGAAGAGGUUUAUCCUUCUUUCAGUGUUAGCAAUCCUUAUGAGAAGAAGAGAUCUCAUACUUCUCCUGGCGCAAGAACUGACAUCGGUUCAGUUACAUCCGGUAAAAUUCCUUCUGGCAACACUGACAAACUUGAGUCCUUCAGUACUUCCACAAGCAGCUUGCCCAAGACAGGGAACACUGGCAAGCCUAAUCUCAUCCUCAUCUCCGACAGCAGCGGAACUAGUAGUAGAAGGAGAACACAGAGCACAACGAAGAAGACAACAUUCGCCCAUUUGACGUCCAAUGAGAACGAAUCUUACAUGCAUGUCCAGAGAGCGUUGUCUUCUAGGAACUUGCCUAAAGCGACGACAUCCUCACCAUUGAAGUCAAGUGUUUACAAAACCGUUAGCGAAGUGGAAGCCAAAGAUGGAGGUAGGGAGUAUGGCACAGACGCAUACAUCAAAUCGGCAACAUCAACGUCGAAAACACCUUUCAGCAGUAUAAAAGUCGCCAUACCAAAAGUUUUUCGGCAUCUCUACCUGUCGAUGACAGCAAAACAAAGAAGUUGUCAACAGUCGUCUUUACAACACCUAAAGCAUCCGUGA